UCAUGAGCAAGGUGUAGUCUUUUUGAAAUGUUAGGCCCAAGUUUGUCACCGCCCACUGACCGAGAUAUGAAUAAUAAACGGAGCGCGUGCGCUACACAGACGCAGAUCCUCCACAGCGCACGAAUAAGGCACAUGAUGGUCCGACUGAGAAAGCUGAAUGAACUGGCCCAUCUGAGAGAGACCAGGUUUGGUCAGCUGUAUCCCAGACAUGGUCUCAGUCUGCUAUGGUGGUUUGCUCAUGAAUGUGUUGAGAUUGAUGACGACGGCAAAAUGAUUGCACAAUAUGACCCAGAACACAGAGAUUUUGGUUUCCAUCCAUUCCAUAAUUCAGAAGGAAUUCUUCCUAAAACUGACCAGCACUAUGAAAUGGGCAACCUGCACCAUCCAGGUGCACUGCCUCAUUUUGUUACUAGGAAUUAUGACAGUGAUGUACGUGAGAGCAAUGCAGAUCGCAUUGUUGUUUCAGUCAAUUCAAUAUGGAAUGACAAAUAUUUUAAGAAAAUUUAUGUGACACAUCACUUAGGUCAGGGCCGCUUCGAUGAGAAAUCUACUUUCCGCAUCAGCCAAGGCUUCAUUAAGAUCAUUCAGAAGAUGGACUGGUCAGAUUUCAUCGGGGAGGUGAAGAUCCAGCAGCAGCGUAACUGGUGUGGACGUCGCUGAGCUCGUGUUAUGUACACGCUCAUCUGUGCGGUCUGGAUCCUACAGACACUCUGAGUUGAAAUCAAACAUUCCUGUUCAUCCAAAAUAAAUGCAUUUAUGGACCAUUCAUAACAAAUGACUCUAUCUGAAUUGUAAAUUGACUUGGGCCAUAAAUGACUAAUUUGUGUGAUGACUUUGCUCUGGAUGAGAAGCUUUAUGAUUCUUCAUGUAUAAUAAAUGCAUUGUGUUCUGUCUGUUUACUUCACUGUUUAUCGUUUAAUUAAUUGUCUAAUUUCAAUGAAUUAAAGGAAGUGUUCACCCAAAAA
Molecule: messenger RNA, 965 nt
Organism: Cyprinus carpio (common carp)
Lineage: Eukaryota; Metazoa; Chordata; Actinopteri; Cypriniformes; Cyprinidae
Exons: 2
Coding region: 28-660 (210 amino acids)
Source: RefSeq, a predicted model, not a curated record